This is a messenger RNA of Menidia menidia (Atlantic silverside), 4959 nucleotides long. The record is from the annotation of a GenBank genome assembly. Lineage: Eukaryota; Metazoa; Chordata; Actinopteri; Atheriniformes; Atherinopsidae.
AAAGAUGCGGAGAAGUUGCGGCUGGUUCUGUUGUGUGCGGGCUAAACAUUAUUAUAGAGAAAAGUAUAGGCUGCUGAAUGGGAUUAUUUGAGCGUUAUAUUCAUGUUAUCUGUCUCGUUUCAACUCCAGACUUUCCUUCGUUGGACGUGUUAGUUUAGCUAAUCGAGUUAGCAAGCAAGCUACUCUCCUCCUCAGUGAGAGGGGGCUAGAUGCAUCCGGAUGGCUUCAACUAUUGCUGACAAAGACGCAUGGCAUGAAGGUGACUAUUGUCUGGCUCCAAGCUCAAGACAUGGCAUCCUUAGAGAGGCUUCUAUCCAGAGACUGACUUCCACCUCUUCUAAUAAUGACACAGCAUGGGUGAAAUUCACCAAGGAUGGACAAGAGGAGGGGCAAGAAGAGGAAGCCAUACCCAUCUUAAAACUCAGGAAGCCUGACUUAAACCACAGUGCCCAGGAAAAACCUGUAUUUUCUGGCGGCACCAUUGAAUCAAGUCCCUGCAUCCCGUUAGAGCUGAAUGGUGAAGACAGAGUCCCUUAUACAAUCAACAGAUACCUUAGGGAUUACCAAAGGGAAGGUAUCAGGUUUAUUUACAACAACUACAUCAGAGCCAGUGGUUGUAUCCUAGGAGAUGACAUGGGCCUUGGAAAAACUGUGCAGGUCAUUGGUUUUGUUGGCGCUGUGUUGCACAAAACAGGCACAUGGGAGGACAUAGAGAAAAACAGGCCCCAGUUUCUGCAGAGUCAGUUACCCUCCAAGCAAAGUAGCCCCAGCAAAGUGUUUCUCAUUGUGGCUCCACUGUCAGUGCUUUACAACUGGAAAGACGAACUGGACACGUGGGGUUACUUCCAGUGUGUGGUGGUCCAUGGUCUGAAGAAAGAGGAAGAGCUAGCACGCAUCAAGAAGGGGCGCACAGAGAUUGCCCUCACCACCUAUGAAACUCUUCGUCUUUGUCUGGAUCAGUUUAAUAGGAUAGACUGGGCCGCUGUGGUUGUGGACGAGGCCCACAAAAUAAAAAAUCCAAGCUCUCAGAUCACGCAGGCCAUGAAGGAGCUGAGAUGUAAGGUCAGAAUUGGUCUCACUGGCACCAUCUUACAGAACAACCUAGAGGAACUGUGGUGUGUCAUGGACUGGGCCCGACCAGGUUCUCUUGGCAGCUUAGGACAUUUCAAAAACAAGUUCUCAGAUCCGAUUGAGCGAGGGCAGAGGCACAGUGCGACCAAACGUGCCCUGGCCACAGGGAGGAAGACGGUCCGAGCCCUGGCAAGGCUGAUUUCUCCUUGGUUUUUAAGGAGAACUAAAGGUCUCAUCACAGAACAACUGCCAAAGAAGGAUGACAGGGUGGUGUACUGCUCUCUGACGGACUUCCAGCAGACUGUGUACCAGGCAGUGCUGGACACUGAGGAUGUGACUUUGCUGCUGAGAUCUUCAGAGAAAUGUGACUGUGGCAGUGGAUCCACCCGCAGGGGCUGCUGCUAUAAAACAACCUCAGAAGGUGUUCAAAUGAAGGAUCUCUACUUUAGCUACCUGACCAUUUUGAGGAAGGUAGCCAACCAUACAGCUCUGCUUCAGUCUACGCCAGGAAUCAGCAAGAAACAGGAAAAGUAUGUGAAUUCCAUUUGUGCAAAGGUUUUUGAGAAAUUUCCAGACUUUAUGCACCGGUUGAAAACUGAAGCAUUUGAAGCCCUGUCAGAUCCAGUGUACAGUGGGAAAAUGAAGGUUUUGCAGAAGCUACUUAAAUACUAUCUACAAAAGAGGGACAAAAUUCUCAUCUUUUCUCUUUCAACUAAGCUGUUAGAUGUGCUGGAGAGCUACCUCAUGGCAGAGGGCCUGGACUUCUACAGGUUGGAUGGAUCCACAAAAUCCAGAGAGAGAGUCCAGAUUGUCAAAGACUUCAACAGCUCCUCCCACGUCAACCUCUGCCUGGUUUCUACUAUGGCGGGUGGGCUUGGUCUCAAUUUUGUUGGUGCUAAUGUGGUCGUGCUGUUUGACCCUACCUGGAACCCAGCCAAUGAUCUUCAGGCCAUCGACAGGGCAUAUCGUAUCGGCCAGUGUAGGGAUGUCACUGUUCUUAGGCUGAUUUCCCUGGGCACUGUGGAGGAGGUCAUCUACCUCAGACAAGUUUACAAACAGCAAUUGCAGUGCUCAGUUGUUGGCAAGGAGAGCUCUCGGCGGUAUUUUGAAGCAGUGCAGGGGCAUAGUGAUCAUAAAGGGGAGCUGUUUGGAAUCAAAAACCUUUUCAGGCUGCAGACCCAGGGGACAUGUCUCACCCGCACGAUUCUAGAGCGAGAAGGCCAAGUGGAGGCUGGUGUGAUGACAACAAGAACACGCCGGGAUGACGAGAAGGAGGAAAUCAAGGAAGAUGGCGAACCUGGAGAUUCGCUUUCAGAUGGCCCAAAUCCAAAAAAUGAAGCAGCCAAGAAGAACAGAGAUGCAGCAAAGACUCCCAAAGGUGUGCUGGACUUCAGCAGUGGGAGUGAAACGGACGAGGAGGCGCAGGGUCUUAAAAGCAAGGCCUCAGACCCAAAGACGGAUGAUGGCGACAGGAGACGGAAAGAUACCACGGGUCCUGGUCGAAUGAGUGUCCUUCAGCAAAGAUUCUCCAGACUCCUUGAAAGGGUCAAAGAGAGUCCAGACUUAGGAGAAGUGGACAGUAGUUCAGAGGUUGAUGGAAGCCCCUUUGAAGAGGAUCCAAAGAUGGUGGAGACCUCUAAUGGCCCCUCCUGUGCUGGAAACAGGGGUAAUAAAGAAAAGUCUCCUUUGUUAAAAGACGGAGACAAUGCGGCAUGGGUAGUUCCUCAAAUUUCAGUGGAUGACGAGAGUGACCAAAACUCUUCAAAAGAGGAAAGGAAAGCUAUUGAGCCCAAAGGAGUUGACAAAGUGCUUCAGUUUGGUUGCUCAGACGAGUCUGAGGAUUUUGACCUGGAGGCAGAAACGCAUUCCAAGAAAGAUUAUUUAAACGCUAAUAACAGAGGAGGAGACACACGAAGGGCAUCGGACCACUCCAGAAAGAGGCAAACAGCUAGUGCGAGGGGCAAAGCAAGAUCCAAAUACACUGAGGACAUAGAGACCUUUUCGUCUUCAGAGGAUGAACACACAACACCAGCAGCUGGCAAAACAGGGAGACGUGCAAGAGAACCAAAAGGAGUUUCAUUUACAGGUCUGAAAAGUCAGAGAUCAGCAGCAUCCAAGGAAAAGAAUGGAGCCAUUGACCGCGUGCUAGGAGGUGUACAGGAGGUGGUGUACACACACUCUAACCAGCGCGUGGUGGGAGGAAGCAAAGCAGAGGAUCUGAUCAGCAGAGCUGCUGUGCGGGACGUCUUCGAACGUAAAAUGUACUCGCAGCUCCCAGCCAACAACAUGCUCGGUACACAGGAGAGCCUUCCGGCAACCCUGGCUAACAGUCAGCCUCAACCUGCUCGAGUCCAGAUGCAGAGGCCAGAGGUGGAUCAUCCGGCCAUCUUCACCAGGAAGAGCGUGCACCACAAAGAGCACACCACUAUUAUCAUUGGAGAGACUCCGAAAGCCAUAUGCAGGCAACAGCUGGUGGAAAUGGCAGAAAAAUUCAAAUUUUCCUCAGUCCAUCAGUUUGCUGUUGAGAUUUUAAAAAGAAACUCGACUGAGCGACUUGCGUGGCUACGGCAGUAUUACACCUCUCUGAAUCACCCUGACCUGGCUAAUACUGUCACAGAAAACUUCAUUCUACCUCUUUCUGCACAAACCCCCGUCCCCGCAACGGCCGCAUCUUCACCGUCCACAAAACGUCAAACGGAAAACGAAAAUCAACAAAAGAACCCCUCGAAAUCCAGGAAAAGAGUGAAAUUCAGUAGGAUGAGUCCAGAGCCCAGAGCCAAAUGUGAAGCACCCCAGAAUAAUGUUCCUGUGCCACAAAUUACAUCUGGCAUCUCGCAAAAUGGUGUUAUUGAACCUCCCAAAACGAUAUCAGAAAAGAAUGUGCUGGAUCCUCUCCGUGAUGUUCCAGACUCUGAGUCAGAGGAGCAGGAGGAGACGGUCGGCCAGGCCAGAGGACGCAGGAGGACAAAGAGUGGUAGUGUUUCUGGUUCUGGAGCCUACAGAGCUGGUGGUGGUCUUGGCGUGAAUCCGGCCAGCAGCAGUGGUCUGGGGUCUGGGGAGGCUGCUGCUUUCCUGAACCGCACAGACAGAGAUACCCCUUCUUCUUCUGCCUUCAGCCAUUGCAGCUCCGUCACGUUGUCCAAACCCACAGCACAAGGACGGGACCGGGAGCAGAAACCUUCUGUGAGAGCUCUUGAAAGCUGGCACGGGCAGAGGGAGAAUUCUCCACUGCCCGCUACCUCCAGUAACCCCUGCUUCUUAACAGAGCUCAUAGGAGAUACAUCGAUUCUAGAUGAACUACAAAAACCAAAGCCCAAGAGUGGACAACAGAGGAGCCACCCGGAAACAGCCCCGCCAUCAUCAUCAUCAUCCAGAGAACCUUGUGAUUCUGGCUCAAGCUUACAUAGGGAAGCCCCGCACCAGGUCAGUGCUCCAGCACAGGCAAUUAAAGGCUCCCGCAAAGACAUCUGGGACAUCCUAAAUGAGGGUAAUGAGGAGAGUAUCAACAGAUUAACAGACCCAGAAGAAGUGCAGAGAAUCUGCAUCAACACAAACAUUGCAGCUAGAAAAAUGUCUGGACACAGUCAGAGCAAGAGUCUCUGGAAAACGAAUGACAAGUUCCUGUGGAAGAAAGAUGCAGACGGGGCCUUUUAGUGGAUUGUUAUUUCUUUUUAGAAUCAUCAAUCCUAAAGGAAAUUGAAAAGAAAAUACACAAUAAUUGUUUCAAUUGAAAAAAAUAUUUUAGUGAAUAUUGAGUGUUCACUCAGUAUGAAAAUGUUACUCAAAGAAUUAGCGGGAAGACCACUUUUUAAAUCCUUGCUUGUCCACGAUAUGCUCCCUUGCAUAUUCAUUUUUUUUCCUAAAGGCAAAAGAUUUUUUUUUUUUUUU